UUUAAGGCUUGCUUGUUUUUUUCCUGCCCACUGCAGACAAGAUGGCGAACAGAAAACUUUGUGCGCUCGCGGUGUUGUUAGGGCUGGUAUCGUUAGUUUAUGGAAUCAUGAGCGAUUGUGAACUACCGAAAGAUAAAGGGUCAUGUGAUGGGCGGUAUCGGAGCUACUAUUUCGACAUGAAUAGCCGGGAAUGCAGGCGAUUCAUUUGGUCAGGCUGCGGAGGCAACGGCAACAAAUUCUUCACCCUGGAUGAGUGCCAGUUCGCUUGCCACUACUACAUGCGCCUCAAACCGUAACUGCCAACACAACGAGCUUGCUAAGCACUAUUAGCCUGUUGCUAUUUUGUCAUUGUUUUAGAUGAUUCUCGGACAGACGUAUUGACAUUAUUGAUUUCAUAAGUAAAGUAUCUUUUGAUUA
Messenger RNA from Ostrinia furnacalis (Asian corn borer), 417 nucleotides. RefSeq names its product kappaPI-actitoxin-Avd3d-like. The coding region runs from base 42 to 296 and encodes 84 amino acids. The transcript is spliced from 3 exons. The record is from RefSeq and is a predicted model, not a curated record. Gene Ontology annotation, molecular function: serine-type endopeptidase inhibitor activity. Lineage: Eukaryota; Metazoa; Arthropoda; Insecta; Lepidoptera; Crambidae.